Vicia faba (fava bean) is the source of this 600-nucleotide messenger RNA. Lineage: Eukaryota; Viridiplantae; Streptophyta; Magnoliopsida; Fabales; Fabaceae. The record is from the annotation of a GenBank genome assembly.
AUGUCAGGUUUUGCAAGCUUCGCACAGAACAGUAAAUCUAUGAGGGGGAGGAAUAAUAGUAUAAGGACGCAUAAGGAAGGGCUGGCUGGGCUACUUUCCCCAAGAGUUGGGGAUCCACCAGCUCUUCUAUACGAUCCUUCUCCUUCUUUGGAACAGCCAUUGUAUGAGAGAAGUCUUAUCCGUAUGGUAUGUAGCCACUAUCGGUCUAGUGUAGCGUGUCUCUCUUCACGGGAUCCUCUGCCCUGUACAGAGCUGAUCACCCAAUCACAGCCGUCUUGUGCUUGCAAGUCUCGAUUGCCCUCAAAGCGUAGCCUUUGCUACCUCGGUCUGGAAUCUAAUCUAAGGAUCUUUCUCAGUACCGCUGACGGUGGCGUAGGAAAGACUGCUCAAGAGACACACUGGAUCCCGACUCUGCGCUGGUCCCUACUUCCGAUGUCCCCGGCUGUAUCGAGUCCCGUGGAUCUUGCAUUCGUUCUGAGCGUGGAAAUCUUCUUUGCUUUCUUUAAGUUCCUUUCUGUCCAUGCUUGGGGUUCCGGAUCUAUAUCUAUCACCAUUGGCCUUUGCUUGAGCCCUUCGGUUAUCAUUCCACGUGGUAUAUGA